Messenger RNA from Ooceraea biroi (clonal raider ant), 3512 nucleotides. Its product is annotated as testis-expressed protein 9. The record is from RefSeq and is a predicted model, not a curated record. Lineage: Eukaryota; Metazoa; Arthropoda; Insecta; Hymenoptera; Formicidae.
AAAGAAUAAACUUCAUUAUCAUGCAUAAUAAUGCCGCGUUUUGGCUGCAACUGUCGGGAUGAACGCUUUUUUGAAUGAAGAGCAGACGGCACGUUUCGCGAUCAGUAUUUCCGGCUGUUAAUCAAAUAUCUAUGUUUAUAUCACUGAGUUAUGACGCUACAGAUGCACAUGAGACGUAAUUGAAAAAUUCAAUUUUUCAAUUCAAAAGGAUUUAAAAGAAUAAUUAAACAUUAACCGAAUUUAUCGUUCGGCUUUCUAGUAGAACUAUUUUCAUAAAUAGAACGACUGAAGCAAAUUCAUUGAAAAUACAAUUAAAAAUUAUUUAACGGUAUAACAUCACCUUGUAAGAAUGUCUGAUGACUUACUAGCCAAAGAAAGGGAGUUUCACAGAUUGAAUCGUGAACUUCAGCUCAAGACGCGUAAUGUGAUGAAGGAAGUCGAUUCCGUCAUAAACGCUCGUGUCAGCAAUAACUCAUUUAGCAAUGUGAAUCGAUUGUACUCAGAUUUAAUGACGAAUGAUACAAAGAUGACAGAGGAUACAAUGUCGAAACCAAACGGGCAAUCAAAGGUAUCAUUAAUUAAAAGUCCUGACGUUCCAGUAGUAGAAAAUAUCAGUAACAUCGAGGUGUCACUAAAAAAGGAUAAUACUCUGGGAAAUAAAGCUAUUAUUAAUUUGCUCAAGGGCAAAAUAGAUAUGUUGCAUAAAGAGUUACAAGCAACACAACUCGAGUUUAACAGAAAGUGCGAUUACUGUAAAGAAUUAGAAGUGGAGAAUAAAAAACUUGACGACGCUCAAGCCAAGUUACACAAUCAGAUAGGAACACUAAAAGAUACAAUCGUAAAAUUAGAAAACACAAAUUCCGAUACACUGACAAACUGCCAAGCUUUAAGUAACGAGAAUGUCGCCCUGAAGAAGGAUACGGAAGCUCUUAAGAAAGAAAUCAAAGUAUUGAAUCAGCAAUCAAACAAUUACGAUGUGAGAUUAAAUAGAAUUCUGGAAAGUAACGAGAAGCUUAAGAAUGCAUUAAAAUGUAGUCAGAUAGAAGAAAAGGAACUAAGAAGUCAAAUUAGAAAGUUGCAAGAAGAUAAGAGAUUAAGCAUAAAAAGUCUAGAGAAACAGCGGUCGGAACUGGUUCAAGCGUUUAAGAAACAACUGCUUCUCAUAGAUAAUCUGAAAAAACAAAACAUGUAUUUAACGGCAAGUGAUCAAAUCUGUUUAAUCGAAGGGGACUUCGCCAAGUUACUGGAGUGGAAACCUCCGCAACUUUGAUGUACCGUAUAUAAAACAUUUAUUGGAUGACUGCUACUAUUUAUACACUGUGUGUGAGAGAUGAAAUUAGUUCCACUUCAUAGCCACUUAUAUGUUACAGUAUUAUAUUACAGCACAAAUUACUUGAUACACAUCUUUUCACAGGGAGCUCUCUUGCGUACGUUUGUUUCACAUGUCGCAUAUUGAAGUCAGUAGUUACCGAGCCGAGAUAUUCCCUCGUACGCUCCCCCUCACAGUAAAAACUUACUCCCAUGAUUUGCGAGACCAUUAUUUCUUGCUCAUAAUUUUGCAAUUUUGCUUACGUUUCUGCUUCACCUCAUAAUCACAGUAAUUUAUCGAUUUUAUACAAAAUAACGAGUGUAUCUGUGUACGUGUGUAAAGGAGAGAUUACAAGUGCACACGCAUAUAUAUAUAUAUAUAUAUAUAUAUAUAUGUAUAGGAUUUGCAGGUUUUCAAACAUAGUCGUAAAAAGAUGAGAUCAUUGGCAGUCGCUAUGGAAAUCAGUUAAAUAUUUCUCCUGCUCGGAGACGUUCAACUCGACAAUUAUUUUCUGAGAAUUAUCUGCAAUCUAUGAAAACAUUAAAAUAAUUCGAUAUAAAAGGAUCAGCCUUGAUUUCCAUCGUGACUGUACCAAGUUCAAGUCCUUUGUUUCUGACAAUUUCAAGUAUGUCGGUCAAUUUAUUUACACACAUUACGUGUUUGUGCAAGAAAUAAUAAUAACUGACAAUAACAAAAAAAAGGUCCAAGUAUACAAAAGUUCGAGAUAUCGAAUUUCGCAGUGCGAAUUAAUACAAAUGGCUCGCUCUUACAAUCGUCAUUUGCUCUACGCGAGCGGCGUUGAGAAGUGCCACUUUAAACCAUACUGCCCGGAUUAAUGUUAUUUAAAGAUACGCCACGCCUCGAAAAAUCAUUAACGCACAUUUCGCUGAACGAUGCACGAAUGUAACUGUUCGCUCUAGAUUCUGAUUCUUAAGCCUAAAAUGACGCACCAUCGUGGUACAUGUCUGAACUUACAAAAAGCGAUCAAACCUAUGUUCACAAACGAUUCAUCGAGUUUGCUCGUUUAUACUGAGACAUUAAAUAAUAGCGAAUAUCACAAGAGAGUAUACGCGGAUAAAGACUGUGUGAUGUAGUCAGUAUCCCCUCCGCACAACCUAGCUUGAAUAACGUCACGUUUAUAGUUCCGCAAUUCGAGUUCGCAGUACACUUUGUUUAAUAAAAUACAUUAAGUUAAUGCUUCUGUAGCUAAAUAUGUAUGCGGAUGUGAUGCCACUUGCUUCGCGAACAAGUUUGUUAAUAUUUAAUUUAAUUACAAUAAUUCGCAAUUUUUGUCUCUCGCGUUCUGUAGUCUUGUUUUUUUUUUUUAAACCACUGACAUGUCACGGAAAAAUGUCACUAAUAUUUGAAUAUCUAGUAGAUCGUGAUAAAUAUAUAUGUCUAUAUAUUUAUCUUAUAUGCUUAAAAUGUUCUAAAUCUCUCUCUCUCUCCCUCUCUCUCGUUCAUUUUUAUACACAUCGAGUUUUGAAACUCAAUCUCGAAAUGAUUGUGAGUUUCAAACAUUUAAUUACAGGAUCUCUAUUACAAGUCUUCCCUACUGAGGGCACUCAAUUUGAAAUUCAUUAAGCACCGCUGCAUAUAAUUCUUCCCUUUCUUUUUUUUUCUUUAAUUAUGUUAUACAUAGACAUUCGUUUGAUAUUGCACUCCGAAUAUCAAGCACUUGCUCCAGCAACUACCGUAAUAAAAAUUUUACAAAACAGUCUACAUAAAUUUACUCAGGAUUAGUAAUCAACAAGUUAAGAAAUCAACAUAUUGAUUCCCUGCUCUAGUCUAAAGAUAACCGUGUGUUGCGAGAUAUCAUCUCUCUCUCUCUCUCUCUCAAUUUACAAAUUAUAUUCUUAAAUAUAAUUUUGUAAGAUGUUGGUUUUGAUCAUUCUUCACUUGGUGUACUUUCAACAGAGAAUAUCCAUAAAAUAUCAGAUUUGCGUCGCUGUGAUUUCAAAAAUAUUUAGAGCAGUUUACGGCGAAAUUAUGCGCGAAAACAACAGAAUUGCUAAUCUGUAUGGUACAAGAUUAGAAACUUGCAUAUUUUUUUCCAUUGAUAUAAAAUUUUCUGGUCUUAAGUUUAUCUAUCGCAAAAGAUGGACUUCCGCUAAAAUGCAUUACUAUCCAUGUGCUCACAAGAUUUUUCUACACUCUGCUUCAUUUUACACACACAUUUGACCGCGAACUAGUUUCCUUGUUU